This is a messenger RNA of [Candida] anglica, 2106 nucleotides long. Lineage: Eukaryota; Fungi; Ascomycota; Pichiomycetes; Serinales; Debaryomycetaceae. The record is from the annotation of a GenBank genome assembly.
AUGUGGAUCUUAGAAAGUCCUGGUAAUAGAGCUAAGCGACAAUGGUUACGACCAAAUACAAGUUAUCAGAUUGGGAGAACAUUCUCACCUUCAGAAACUGAAAUUAACAUUCAAGAGAUUUAUAUAUCCAAAAAGCAUAUGAUCUUUGAGAUAGGUGCAAUCCCACUAGAAGAAGUUUCGAAUCCAGAUGCGCAAACUCCAUUAACUAUAACUUUCCAAAGUCCUGCAAGGACUGAAGUUAAUGGAGAAGUAUUUAAGAAGAAAGAAGCUCCAAUUGUAAGAGACUUUACAAACAAAGAACAAGAAUUACGAUUUAAAUUCAAGAAGGAAAAGGAUGUAUAUUUAAUACUUAAGUGGGUACCGUUUAAUAUUGGGAGAAUAAAGGCCAAUAUCAGUACAAACGGAGUGACCACCAAUAAAGAUAUCUUUAAAGAUGCCUUAUUAGAAUUAUUCAAUAAUGAUAUAGAUCUUCGGAUUGUACAAGAUUUCCUGUUAAUAACUCAUUUGGUGACUGCUUCAGAUGAGAAAUUCUGGUACGGUUUGGCAAUAUCCUUACUGAGGGGAAUACCUAUUGUAGGGCAUGGAUGGCCAGAAUAUGUUCUUGAAAAUAAGCACAACUUUGAAGAUUGGAUUAGAGAACCUAAGAAUUGGGAUAUAUGUUUACCUGAAACGAUGCGUCAAGAUGUUACAGCAAAGUAUUUCUUACCAAAUCCAAAAAGAAUUACUCAAUUCCAAAAUUCGGCAUUUCUAAUGGUUGAUAAUUCUAAAUUACUUUCGAAAUGGAUUUCUGCUAUAUCUGGAACUACAAUAGACCUUCUGGAAUAUGGAAAUUCUGAGUCUCGUAUAUUGGAAGCCAUUCAAGUAGAAAUCCCAAAAUAUGAUAAACUAUAUCUUUAUGAACUGACCAAUCAAAGUACCAUUAUAGAGAAUAUUGAAUCAAAUUUAAAUGCCAAGCAUAUAAAUGCUUCACAAUUAUAUGAUAGCAUUGUAAAUGUUAACAAUGAUAAUCUAAAACCGUAUCUAAUUGAACGGAUUAAUUGUUUACAAAGUCAAAUUUCUCCCAAGAAACGAAGACUUGGAGAACGUAAAACUAGAAAAGUCGAUAGAUUGGAAUUUUUUGAUUUCAAUUCAACCCCAAUAACACUUUCACAAACUGCAAGUUCCCCUUCUCCUCCGAAAGAAACAGAGUCUACCACUGUAGAAAGCAUUCCAAACGAUAAUAAUGAAAUUGUGCUGUCUCAAUCAUCUAUUGUUGGAAAAAAUGACUAUAAUAUAUCUAAUUCCAUUGAAAGAGAUAUAGAAAUGGAUCAGAAAAGAAGGCAAUCACAACAGCUUGAUGAAAACCCAACUAAAAAGCAAAAAUUAAAUGAGGAAAUCCAACUGGAUGAAUCAGAAGAUAAUAAGGAAAGUAAAAAACAUGAUCUAGAAUCUUUGAAUGAUGAAUUUACUCUACAAAAACGUCAAAAGCUUGAUAAAAUUGGAACUUUUGUGCCAAAGGUUACAUUGAAGGAUGCAAUCAAACUAACUAAAUCAAAGGCCGCAGAUGAUGUUCGAGAAAGACUCGGGUUGAACGAGUCAACUGCAUUGAACAAUUCAAUGACAAAUUUGGUGAUUGUGGAAGAAGUAGAAAUUCCUAUGCGCAAACCUGUUGCGACAAGAACUAACUCCUCAACUGCUUGGCAAGGAAGGAAAAAUUUCAAACAAUUCAAAAAGAAUAUCCCAUUAAAAUCAAAAUUAUCUCGUUCCUUUGUUUGUAUGGAAGAAUUUGAUGGGAAUUCACCAAUACGAGAAUCAAUGAAAUUCCCCUUCAAGGAAAAUAAUCAAAAGGAAGGUGCCAAGGUUUUAGAGAAUGAUUUUCAAAAUGUUAUAGAAGAUAUCCGAGGAUAUAAACCUGUCGUUGAAGCUGAUGAUGAAGAAAAUAGUUUCUCAUUUAGAAAGGAUGCAUUGUUUGUUUCCGAAGAUUCACAAUCAUUUUCUACACCUUCUACAACGAAACAAAGCAUACAUGCCCAAAUGAAUAACGAUAUCCACAGUGAACAAGACGACGAUGAUGAUGAUGACGAUGAUGAUGAUGAUCAACCGAAAUUUGGAUUUAGUAGAAGGUAA